Linum tenue is the source of this 864-nucleotide messenger RNA. The record is from the annotation of a GenBank genome assembly. NCBI's taxonomy places the organism in Eukaryota, Viridiplantae, Streptophyta, Magnoliopsida, Malpighiales, Linaceae.
AUGAGGGAGUUCCACAGCUUGCAGACGGGUUUGCAGAGGAAGGCGGAUCUCGACGAGGAGGUCGUCUCCGAGUUUACUGAUGGCGGAUCUCGACGAGGAGGGCAGGAGGAUUACAACAGGUUCAGGCCACUGAGCUACAGAGGAGCUGAUGUGUUCCUACUGGCUUUCUCCCUCACCAGCAGAGCUAGCUACGAGAACAUUCACAAGAAGUGGAUUCCCGAACUGAGGCAUUAUGCAGCAAAUGUGCCCAUUUUUCUAGUGGGAACCAAACUAGAUCAAAGAGAAGACGAACAGUACUUAAUUGAUCACCUUGGAGCAGCUCCCAUCAUUACAGCACAGGGAGAAGAACUGAAGAAAAUGGUUCUUAUCCAGAUCCUUCAACAAAGUGUUCUUUUGAAGUACAAGUACGCCAUUUCCUUUUUAAAAGAUCAUGGCAAAGAGGUGUGUAUUGAAGUUCACAGUGCAUACAUCUACACAAUGAACAAGGUGAACUAUUUUGUCUUGUAUAUUUUGGAGGGUCAUGGUACCUGUUCUCGUAUAGUUGCAAUGGGGCAAGCAGAUCAAGGAGAAGACGAACAGUACUUAAUUGAUCACCCUGGAGCAGCUCCCAUCACGACAGCACAAGGAGAAGAACUGAAGAAAGUGGUUGGUGUUGUGCCUUACAUUGAGCGCAGCUCCAAAACUCAGCAGACGGUGUUUGAUGCCGCGAUAAAGAUAGUUUUGCGACCACAAAAGUCGAGGAGGAAGCCUCGCAGGCAAAGGACAUGCACCACCCUUCAGCAAUCAGCAAGAUCUAGUUGUCGAGGUAUCGCCAGAGUCAAACUGGUUCUAAGGAAUACAAGACACGUGCUGCAAUUGGUGUAA